GACCCGGGUCCGGGCCCAACAUGGCGGCCUCCACGGGUCGCUGGCUUCUCUUCCUUCUAUCGCUGCUCGGACAGCUUGGGAGGGCAGCUGGCGGCCUCGGCUCGGGGUCCUCCCGCAACGACGACUUGCUGCUGCCUUACCCCCGCGCACGCACGCGUUCCGCCCGGGACUGUGCGCGGGAGCUCGCCGGCCGCGGGGACCACGAGAGUUGGCCUCCGCCCGCCGCGACCGUCGGCGCCGGCGGCCCGGCGGUGCGCACCUUCGUGUCACACUUCGCGGGGCGUGCGGUCUCUGGCCACCUGACGCGGGUCGCAGUGCCCCUGCGCACCUUCUCGGUGCUGGAGCCCGGCGGGCCGGGAGGCUGCGAGGCGAGGCACCGCGCCACCGUGGAAGAGACAGCGCGGGUUGCCGGCUGCCGCGUGGCGCAGAACGGCGGCUUCUUCCGCAUGAUCACGGGCGAGUGCCUGGGGAACGUGGUGAGCGACGGGCGGCGGGUGAGCAGAUCCCGGGGUCUGCAGAACGCGCAGUUCGGGAUCCGCCGCGACGGGACCCUGGUCACCGGGUACGUGACUGAGGAGGAAGUGCUGGACAAGGAGAACCCGUUUGUGCAGCUGCUCGGUGGGGUCGUGUGGCUGAUCCGCAACGGGAGCAUUUACAUCAACGAGAGCCAGGCCACUGAGUGCGAUGAGACCCAAGAGACAGGUUCCUUCAGCAAGUUUGUGAACGUGAUGUCCGCCAGGACAGCUGUGGGCCACGACCGGCAGGGGCAGCUGGUGCUCUUCCAUGCAGAUGGACAGACAGAUCAACGUGGUGUCAAUCUGUGGGAUGUAGCGGAGUUCCUGCUGCAACAUGACGUGGUCAACGCCAUCAACCUGGAUGGAGGCGGGUCAGCCACCUUUGUGCUCAAUGGGACCCUGGCCAGCUACCCAUCAGAUCACUGCCAGGACAGCAGGUGGCGCUGCCCCCGCCAAGUGUCUACCAUAGUGUGUGUGCAUGAACCCCGCUGCCAGCCGCCCGACUGCAGUGGCCACGGGAUCUGCGUGGAUGGGCACUGCCAGUGCACGGGGCACUUCUGGCGGGGCCCUAGCUGCAGCCAGCUGGAGUGUGGUCCCUCCAACUGCAGCCAGCACGGGCUCUGCACAGAGACCGGCUGCCGCUGUGACCCUGGCUGGACAGGGACCAACUGCAGUGAAGAGUGUCCACUUGGCUGGCAUGGGCCAGGCUGCCAGAGGCCUUGCCAAUGUGAACACCAGUGUCCCUGUGACCCCCAGACUGGCAACUGCAGCAUCUCCCAAGGAAAGCAGUGUCUGCGGCCAGCUGAAGCCAGUUCAAGAGCUGGAGAAUUCUCCUUUUUUACUGGGACUACCUGGCUGGCCCUGACCCUGGCCCUGGUCUUCUUGCUGCUGGUCAGCGUUGCAACAAACCUGUCCUUGCUCUUUGGCUCGAGAGUGGAGAGGAGCCGGCGCCUGGGUGGGGAGUAUGUGUACCACCCACUGCAGGAGAUGAAUGGGGAGCUCCUGGCUGCUGACAAGGAGCAGCCUGGGGUCACCCACAGCCCCUUCAAGGACUGAGCUACAAGCUGCUCUGGAUUGCCUGUCCAUAGGGCCUGCCUUCGCGUGGCCCAGCAUCUGCAGGGGAGACCCAAAGGCCACAAACAUGCACUGUCCAGUGGCCCUGGCACUGCAACCGAGCUUCUGGUAGCACCUGUGCCUCUGCCCUCACCUGGCUCUGGCUCCUUGUUGCCCAUCUGCUGGGGCAGGUGCAGCCCUGGCCAUGCAGUACCCCAGAGAGAGCCUCUACUUCCCUGCCCACCUGCGUCUGCUGCCCAAGAGUAGGGUUCAGCUUCCUGGGCCAACAGACAGAAACCAUGAGUGAAUAAGUGAAUCAUGAUGGAUGGAUGGAUGGAUGGGCCCCAGCCGGCCCCUGGACAUAGGGCUGGAUAAGAGCCAAGUCCCAGGACCCUCCUCUCCUCAGCUCAUCACUGCAAUUGCAACUAGAAUGUGCCUCACCCCGCAGGACGCCCCUGAGGAGGGGCCAAGCUGACCAUGUUUACAGAUCUGUUUUGCUGCCCUGCUGCCAAGAGAAUGUUUUUCUAUCACUUGAAUAAAUUGGUGCAAGAAAA
Molecule: messenger RNA, 2122 nt
Organism: Ochotona curzoniae (black-lipped pika)
Lineage: Eukaryota; Metazoa; Chordata; Mammalia; Lagomorpha; Ochotonidae
Gene: NAGPA
Product: N-acetylglucosamine-1-phosphodiester alpha-N-acetylglucosaminidase
Exons: 10
Coding region: 21-1571 (516 amino acids)
Source: RefSeq, a predicted model, not a curated record